Molecule: messenger RNA, 2109 nt
Organism: Saccoglossus kowalevskii
Lineage: Eukaryota; Metazoa; Hemichordata; Enteropneusta; Harrimaniidae
Molecular function (GO): GTPase activity; GTP binding
Source: RefSeq, a predicted model, not a curated record
CUUGAGGUCGCCCUUUUCCAAUAUGGCGGCGGUCUUGAAGCUUGAAAGUGCAAUUUCCAUUGAAAGAAUUGGUAUUUUCGAGAGUUCAGAUAAUCUCAUGAUGGUACUUUGAGGUGGUCGAGCAACAAGACAAAUAUGUCGAGGCACAGAAAUAUUCGCAAUCGAAAUUUCGAUGACGAGUAUGCAGGAUAUGACGAUAUCUACGGUCAUUCUGUGGAAGAUGACUCCUAUGGUAUAUCCCCAUCGACAGCGGAUGAGUUCUUAUACCAUAGAAGUCAUCAAGAUCACAGUCUGUCCUCAUUCAUGACAAGUCAUAACUCCAUUCAGGAAGACGACGAAGAUAACAGUGAUAACGAAAACCCACUCAGUGAUUCCAAAGAUUAUCAGAAACCCAAAUUAAAUUCUGUAGAUGAAGCAAAACUACAAUCAUGUCUUGAGGAAAUCCGUAAUAUUGUUGGAGACACUAUCCCAGAGCAUGUCCUGAUUGAUGUCAUCAUACAGUACAACUUCAACUUUGAAAGGUCCCUGGAUGCCAUUUUGAACCAAACUGAGUCACCUAGGGGAGCUGCACCACCUAGAGCAGCAGCUAAUUUUGCUGCUCCUUUCACAAAAAGAAAAACAGCAGGAACAACAACGCAUGACAGUGUGUCUACCAAACAUGCUGACAAGCCGAGUGAUGUCUCGAGGAUUUCAUCUGAUGAAGACCAAGCCAGCCAAGGAGCUACGCGGUUGUCUUUCCCGGCCCGUUCUGAACCAAUGUUUCGGAUAGGAGGGGAUGAACCUUCACAUACAAGGGAAUCGGACAAGCUGCCUGACAAUGCUACCUCUACUAGUGUCACAUUGACAUCAGGUACAGAGGGAGGCACUACCAGUAUUCCGCACUCUAGCAGCUCAACUAAUCUACCAAGAAUAUCUUCAAAGGCAAGACUGCCUACUAUAGAUGUUAUGGCGGAAUACGAGAAGCGACAGAGCAAUGGAAAAGAUUUACUCAAUCUUGUAGUGAUAGGCCAUGUUGAUGCUGGCAAAUCCACUCUUAUGGGUCACUUAUUAUAUUUACUGGGAAACGUGAAUAAGAAAACAAUGCAUAAAUACGAACAGGAAUCCAAGAAAGCUGGCAAAGCGUCAUUUGCAUAUGCGUGGGUCUUGGAUGAAACUGGUGAAGAAAGAGAAAGGGGGAUUACAAUGGAUGUCGGAUUAACUAAUUUUGAAACUCCGCAAAAACUAGUUACGUUAUUAGAUGCACCGGGUCACAAAGAUUUUAUACCAAAUAUGAUUACAGGAGCUGCCCAGGCUGAUGUUGCCACCUUAGUUGUGGAUGCAAGCCGUGGAGAAUUUGAAGCAGGGUUUGAUGCCGGUGGACAAACAAGAGAACAUGCCUUAUUGGUUCGGUCGCUCGGUGUUACGCAGUUAGUGAUAGCUGUUAAUAAACUAGAUAAUGUUGAUUGGUCCCAUGCUAGGUAUGAAGAAAUCGUGUCUAAAUUGGGUCACUUUUUAAAGCAAGCAGGUUUUAAGGACUCUGAGGUGUCUUAUAUUCCCUGUAGUGGACUUACAGGUGAAAAUCUAGUGCUGCCACCCAAAGAAAGUAAACUCAAAUCAUGGUACAAUGGAUGUACUUUAGUGCAACAGAUUGAUAAGUUGAAACCACCAAAGAGACCUCUUGACAAACCUUUCAGGUUAUGUGUUUCAGACAUUUUUAAAGGAAUGGGUUCUGGUUUCAGUGUAACUGGUAAAAUAGUUUCUGGUAAUGUCCAAAGUGGUGAUAAAAUACUGGUUAUGCCAGCUGCUGAGCAAGGUUACGUUAAAACUGUAUUUAUUCAUGAUGAAGACACAAAAUGGGCGUGUGCAGGUGAUCAGGCCGUUUUGACUGUCACUGGUAUUGAUCAGAUGAAAGUCAAUGUUGGUAGUGUACUGUGUUCACCUGUUGAGCACAUCAGGUCAACCAAUAGAGUGCAGGCUAGAGUUAUUAUCUUCAACAUUGAAGUGCCAAUUACUAGGGGAUAUCCUGUUGUGUUUCACUAUCAGACUUUGAGUGAGCCGGCUACUGUCAAAAAACUCGUCAGUUUACUUCAUAAAAGUACUGGAGAGAUCAUCAAAAAGAAACCCAGGUAA